Bufo bufo (common toad) is the source of this 2749-nucleotide messenger RNA. Its product is annotated as gastrula zinc finger protein XlCGF8.2DB-like. NCBI's taxonomy places the organism in Eukaryota, Metazoa, Chordata, Amphibia, Anura, Bufonidae. Bases 212 to 1345 code for a protein of 377 amino acids. The transcript has 2 exons. Gene Ontology annotation, molecular function: RNA polymerase II cis-regulatory region sequence-specific DNA binding; DNA-binding transcription factor activity, RNA polymerase II-specific. Gene Ontology annotation, biological process: regulation of transcription by RNA polymerase II. The record is from RefSeq and is a predicted model, not a curated record.
CAAGUGAACACACAGAGCUGGUGACAGCUGGAACGCAAAUACAGAAAUAGACGGGAAGUGAUUGCUGUAGGUGUGGUCUUUACAAGAAAUGGCCUCCUUCUAAGUUUCCAGAUUCUUGAAAUGUUCCUGGGAAAAUGUCCUGAAUCUAUGUUAUUAAAACUGAAAGCUACAGGAAAGUGAACAGUAGUGGCUAUAAAAUAUACAGAACAUAAUGCACUAUGUCAUAGAAGACAUGACUGAGAAGAUUCCAUUUCGAGAAGAAACUCAUCUGAAGGCGACACACAUACCCACAGAAUCACAAAUUGGUUCAGUUCAUAUUAAGGGAAAACCAGUCCCAUAUGACAGAGGAAACCUUUCAGACACUGGUGAUAACUUUUUUACAGAUCGUGUACCAUAUACAUAUGUUUGUAUUAAGGAGGAACCAAUCUCAUGUGAUAAAAUAAAUCUCACAGAACUCACAGAUUAUUUAAAGCCUCCCCCUAUUCAUAUUAAGAAAGAGCUAGUCUCAUGUAAUGGAGGACAAUCCACUAACCCAGGCAUGUUUAUUCCCACAGAUCAUCCACCAUAUCCAUUUUAUUAUAUUAAGAAAGAACCAACCUUAUGUGAUGGAGAAAUCAGUGAUCACUACAUUUAUACAACCACAAAGCAAAACCAACAAUAUCCAUCUACUCAUGUUAGGAAAGAUGAACAUUUUGCACAGAAGAUAAACAUUGACACCCAUCAGAACAUCUACACUCAGCAGAGGUCAUUUUCAAGUGAGUGUGGGAAUGGUUUUACUGGUAGAACCCACUAUAUCACCCAUCAAACAAUUCACACUGGAGAAAAGCCAUUCUCUUGUUCUUACUGUGGGAAAGGCUUUUCCCAAAGGUCCUAUUUCCUUUCACAUCAGAGAAUACACACGGGGGAACGACCCUUCUUUUGCAUCAAGUGCAGUAAAAGUUUUCGAAUAAAGAGUAGCUUGAGCAAGCAUUUGAGGACUCACAAACUUGACAAUCCAUAUAUUUGCCCUCUGUGCAAGAAAACCUUCAUCCACAAGGGACAUUUUGUGGCCCAUCAGAGGAUUCACAUGGAAGAGACAAGAUUCUCCUGUCUUUUCUGUGAAAAGGUCUUCAUUCAUCAUGGACAUUUUGUUGCUCAUCAAAGAAUCCAUACAGAAGAGAAAAGUUUUUCAUGUUCCUACUGUGACAAAACUUUUAUCCAUCAUGGACAUUUUGCAGCUCACCAGAGAGUUCACACUGGUGAAAAGCCAUUUCCAUGUUCUGAUUGUGGAGCUUGUUUUAGUACUCACCAUAAUCUGGUGGUCCAUCAGAGACUACACUCAACUCCAGCCAUUAGCUUUUACUGAUCAUAGCUUAUUCUAAUGAUGAAAGGUGCUUCUUUCAUAUACAAAAUUGAGCAAUUUACUGGUGAACAUGCAUCUAAUCAAUAUUGAACAUGUCUGUGUUAAAAAUAUUUCUGGUACAUGAAUGAACCUACCGAAAUGUCCUUUUCAAUUUAGAAGAAUUAAGUGUAAAUGAUAAACCAAGACAGUAUUUAUUAGGACACUGCUUGACUACAGUUGGAUUCCUAUUUAUGAAUCUUCUAAAGCUUAACAUUUUGAGAAUACAUUCAAGGCUAACUCCUCUCUUUUUAACUCAAAUAUCCCUCUUCCUUGAAUGCACCGCUUACAAGCCUCUAUGAUGCUGAGAUAUAGGGAGAUGAUCGUGGGGUAUCACACUGUAGUACUAGUGAAGAUAUGCCUGUGCCAUGGAGGGAACACUGAGGGGCAGUUAUCAAUGUAUGUACGCCACUUUUUGGCAUUAAAAAGUCACAAAUGGUGCUAUAUGACGCUAUAUUUGCGCCAUCAUCUGCAACGUUUUGGGUUUCUUGACACUUUUCUAAAGUAGCAAAAAAGGGUUAGGUUUAGUGGGAGAAGUGGAGCCUAUCCCUGCUCCCUAGAUUUACUAUCACUCACCGCAGAAGCUACGAGGCUUCUGUCUCUUAAUAAAUUAGGCACGUCUUACUCCAGUGCACAGGGAAUCAAGUCUUAAUAAAUCUACCCCCCACCCCCAACUUUUUUUUAAUACCUCUAACCUGCAAAACCAUUGUUAGUUUAAUUGACUUAUGAAAUCAUCCUCACAGAGAGAUAAUGAACACACAGUUGAUACAUCUCUUGGUAUGAAGUUAGAAACCAUUGUAACAGGGUAUGUUCACAUCUGCACUGGAUGCUCUGUUCAGCGUCUCCAUUGCAGAAUUUGUUAAGAAUGCAUGCAGGAAUUUUUUCUCUGCUAAAAAAGCAUUUUCCCAAAUGCCAAUGUAAUCAUGGGAUCUGUUCAUCUCCUUUCCUGUCAUUUACAGUAUGUGCCGAGUUCAACACUUCCAUUAUUUUUGUUGUUCUGCUCCUAUAACUGAGCAGAAUAAUGGAAAUAACUGAUGUGAAAGAGGGGGCACAUAACUUUUAUAAUGUACAUAGGAGUUUCUAGGUUAUAGGCAAUUUUUUAUUUCUUAAUAGUGUCUUCCUUUAGUGUAGAAGGUUAUGAUCCCAUUAUUUAAAGGUGUAUGCCACUGUAAAUACUCCUGUCAGGAAUGGAAGCUACACAGCUACCCUUUUACUUAGGUUGAACUGUAGUGACAUCAGAACCAGGAUAAGGGAUCAUUUAUUACCAAAAUAACUGAUUCAGUUGUGUUUUUCCUGUUAUUUGGAUUAUACACUCCCCAUAUAUUCCAACAUAUUGUUUUGUAAUGUUUGUGCAUGUUUAUGUGUCAUGUA